AUGGCACCACCAUCACCCGAAGUAGCUCUGGCGAUCUCCAGUCAGAAAGCACUGUAUGGUAUAUACGCCGACACAAAGCAAUGGAAUAAAUGGGCAAACGAUAUUGCCCUCCAAGACGCUCGAUAUAUCUACGUGGCCACAAACGGAAAACCUUUAGCGCUUGGUUCCAAGCUGACGGUGUUCGACACCUCAAAGAGCUGCGCAGCCUUUUUCGCCGGGUUCUUCUCCCAGCUGCAGACUCUGCAUAACCUUGGGCCGGGUACUUUUGACCAGGUGGCACCCGAUGAAGUUCAUUCGAUUUUCUCCGUGGAGGAUCAGCUCUACCACAAGUACCUUGGGACAUGGAUGGCACUCAGGGGAGGGGGUUUCUACUACGAGACUUGGAAGCUUGUGGAUGGAAAGUGGUACAUCUCAGAGCUGAGAUUUGAGCGAGCGUACCAGAAGAUGACGCUGCUAUUUAAGCUGUUUUUCCUCUUCUUCUUUACAACCGGAAUAUCUCCUUAUUAA
Messenger RNA from Clonostachys rhizophaga, 507 nucleotides. The record is from the annotation of a GenBank genome assembly. NCBI's taxonomy places the organism in Eukaryota, Fungi, Ascomycota, Sordariomycetes, Hypocreales, Bionectriaceae.